CAGUCUAACUCUGGAUACCUGUUGAGAGCAGUGAGGAAAAGACAGAAAGUGAGAAAAGGGAAAAAGUGUGUAACAAGGAACAUCUAUAGAGAGAUAGAGGAGGGAAAGACUGACAGAAGACAGAACACUGGACAUUAUCCACUUGGAAGUCUCAAGGACCACAGAACAGCUGCAGAGCUCCAGACCAGUAGCCCUACCAUCUCCCCAGCAGAGGUCCAGACCAGUAGCCCUACCAGCCAGCCCUACCGUCUCCCCAGCAGAGGUCCAGACCAGUAGCCCUACCAGCCAGCCCUACUGUCUCCCCAGCAGAGGUCCAGACCAGUAGCCCUACCAGCCAGCCCUACCGUCUCCCCAGCAGAGGUCCAGACCACUAGCUCUACCAUUUUCCCCAGCAUGGCUUUCUCCGGGCCGGGAUUCCUCUCUGAGGAUCAGUUCAUCUGUUCUAUCUGCCUGGAUGUGUUCACCAACCCAGUCUCCACACCCUGUGGUCACAGCUACUGUCUGGACUGCAUCUCCACCUACUGGGAUGGAGGAGGAGGGAAGACGUGUGUGUGCCCGCUGUGUAAGGAGAGCUUCAGGAAGAGGCCGGACCUUCACAUCAACCGCACCCUGAAGGAGAUCACCGAGCAGUUUAAGAAGAUGGCGGACGGAUUGGACUGGGGGGCCAUGGUGAUUGAAGGAGGGAUUGAGAGUCAAGGUUGGGGUGGCGGUGGAAAUGAGGGGGUGUCAUACGGGGUUGAGCGUCCUCCGGUCCCUCCAAGACCCCCAGGGAUGGGUGUGAUGCCUGGGGAUUUGUUGUUGGAGAUGAAGACCAGGUUCCAACGACCUUCGAAAUCCAGAACCCCUCCGCCCGUCCUCCACCCCCACCCGCCCACACCCUUCUCCUCCAACACCACCACCCUCUCGCCCCCCGCCCCUCCUGUUGCCCCACGCAGAUACACCCUGAGCGGGCCGGCUGAUUCCUCUGGCGACGCGCCUCUCUGUCCCGAACACCAGAGGGGGCUGGAGUUCUUCUGCCGGACGGACCAGACGUGUGGGUGUGCCGUGUGCAUGGAGGGAGAGCACCAUGGACACCAGGUUAUACCAGCCAAGAGAGAGUGGCUCAUUAAGAAGUCUCAGUUGGAAAUCACAGAGGCGGAGCUGAGGGACAUGAUCACACAGAGAGAAAAGAAGGUGGAGGACAUCAGGACAUCACUGGAGGACAUACAGGCGUGUGCGGAGCAUGAGACAGCGGGCAGCAUGCAUGUGUUCUCUGCCCUGGUGAGCUCUGUGGAGAGGAGCCAGGCAGAGCUGUUGGAGGUGAUAGAGAUGUCACAGCGGGCUGCACAGCACCGAGGACAGACCCUCAUCAGAGACCUAGAGCAGGAGAUCUCUGAGCUGAGGAAGAGAAGCGCCACCCUCACCCAGCUAGCCCAGUCUGACGACUACGUACUUUUCUUUAAGACAUUCUCCACCCCGCCUCAGACCAGGGAUUGGUCGGAUGCUGUUGUGACCUCUGACCUCACCUCAGGGGCGGUGCUUCUGACUGUCAAUCAAAUGGUGGAGCGGUUUCGGGAGGACCUCAAGAGACUGCCGGAGAUCUGUCUGCGUCCUCAACCUCAAACAGAACAAUCCGUGGGGAGAUAUAUUCCAAGGUUGCGUCCUCAACCUCAACCAGACCAAUCUGUGGGAAGAUGUAGUCCAAGUUUGCUUUCUCAACCAAACCAUGCUGUAGGAAGAAAUAGUCCAAAUUUACCUUCUCAAGCAGACCAGUCCCUGGGAAGAAGUAGUCCAAGUUUGCGUUCUCCACCUCCACCAGAACACUCUGUAGGAAGAGAUAGUCCAGAUUGGCUUUCUCAGCCUCAACCAGACCAGUCAGUGGGAAGAAAUCCAAAACCAAAGGUGAGGAGAGUGCAGGAAUAUGCAGUGGAUGUAACCCUGGACCCUCUCACCGCCCACCCCCGCCUGCUCAUCUCUGACGACGGCAAGCAGGUGCGCUGCUGGGACCGCUACCAGCCCGUGCCGGACGGCCCCGAGCGCUUUGACCGUGUGGUCUGCGUCCUCGGGCGCCAGGCUUUCUCUUCGGGACGCCAUUACUGGGAGGUGGAGGUUGGUGGGAAGACGGACUGGGACCUGGGCGUGGCAAGCCACUCCAUCAACAGGAAAGGGAAGAUCAUAGUAAGCCCCGCCCACGGCUACUGGUUCCUGAGUCUCCGGGAUAAGAACGACUACGCGUUCCGAACGGAACCGUCGACAGCGCUGGGCCUCAACCACAAACCCAACCGUAUAGGGAUCUACGUAGACUGUGAUAAGGGACAGGUGUCGUUCUAUAACAUGGACGCUAAGAUGCUCAUCUAUACAUUCACCGACAGCUUCUCGGAUGCCAUUCAUCCCUUCUUCAGCCCUUGCACCAAUAAGUCUGGCAGGAACGAGGCGCCGCUCAUCAUUUGUCCUGUCUCGAUGCCUCUGGUGGACUGAGAUGGGUUUUAGUUGUUUUGUGCAUUCCUAAAGGUAGCUUCCUGUCUGUCCUUGUUCAAUGUUCUUCACUGAGCCAAUAGGACAGGACUGGAUAGGUCAAAGCAAUAUGGUGGAAGCUAUAGCUGAUGCGCCCAAUAUACCCAGAUGUCUCAUGUCAACAUAGGGAAGUGAACAAGGCCAGAAGAGAGGGAACAAUUUUCUGGAAUGAAAUACAGUCUCUUAGAACCAUUCAUAAUGACCUCCUGUGUUCUAUGGAGCUGACCAAUGGAUACUCUGGAUACUGAGUCUGGAUUGGACUGAUCAUUUUGACCAAUACAACCGACUACAGUCCAUCAGUCUGAGAAUGAAGGAUUUCACCAUCUGUCCUUAUCACACGAUGGAUUAAUCUGUCUAUAUUGGGUCAUAUGUGUCUCACAUGGCUCCCUAUUCCCAUUUAGUCUGCUUCUUUGACCAGAGCCCUAUGGGCCCUAUGUAUUGCAUUACUAUAGGGAAUAGUGUGUUAUUUGGGACAUAACCAAAGUCAUACAAAUAAAACGUAUUCCUUGUAUAUUACAAUCCAGUUUUUGAAGGAUGUCCACAAUAAACCAAAUGUAAACUAUGUGGACUGGGAGCCCCCGAGUAAGACCCAGAGACAAACACAAAGACAAAGAAUCCUUUAUGAGCCAGUCAAUUUAGUCAUCGUAUUCUACACAGAGUGGACAAAACUUUAAGAACACCUGCUCUUUCCAUGACACAGACUGACCAGGUGAAUCCAGGUGAAAACUAUGAGCCCUUACAGAUGUUACUUGUUAAAUCCACUUCAAUCAGUGUAGAUGAAGGGGAGGAGACAGGAUAAAUAUGGAUUUUUAAGCCUUGUGACAAUUGAGACAUGGAUUGCGUAUGUGUGCCAUUCAGAGGGUGAAUGGGCAAGACUAAAGAUGUAAGUGGCUUUGAACAGGGUAUGCUAGUAGGUUCCAGGCGCACCGGUUUGUGUCAAGAACUGCAACGCUGCUGUGUUUUUCAUGCUCAACAGUUUCCUGUGUAUAUCAAGAAUGGUCCACCACUCAAUGAAUGGUCUGCCAACUUGACACACCUGUGGGAAGAAUUGUAGUCAACAUGGGCUUGCAUCCCUGCGGAACACUUUCAACACCUUGUAGAGUCCAUGCCCCAACGAAUUGAGGCUGUUCUGAGGGCAAAAGGGGGCUGUGCAACUCAAUAUUAGGAAGGUGUUCUUAAUGUUUGGUACACUCAGUGUAUGUACUGUAUAUAACUAACACCAUCUAAAAAGAAGUCCCCUUGGUUGUGUUGGCCAUCACUAAUGCAGAGUUACUAAUCUUAAACAGAGAGCACAAUGAUCACUGACUUCUGUCCAGAUUGUGUAAAUGGACAUUAAACAUACAUCUAUAAUUACAAUUUAUGGAAUGUGGGGAUCGAACCUACCAUACUGGAUAGCCUGGGGUGAAUGAGACAGAAUACUUGUUGGAAAACUAUAUUAGUGACAGAAUAUAUUUGAAUCAUGUUGUAAUAGGAGUUCAAUUUUAGGCUAAUCUAAUAAAUCAUUGCAUGAAUUUUUCUAAAAU
Salvelinus fontinalis (brook trout) is the source of this 4016-nucleotide messenger RNA. Its product is annotated as E3 ubiquitin-protein ligase TRIM38-like. The coding region runs from base 394 to 2457 and encodes 687 amino acids. Gene Ontology annotation, molecular function: protein binding; zinc ion binding. The record is from RefSeq and is a predicted model, not a curated record. The transcript is spliced from 16 exons. NCBI's taxonomy places the organism in Eukaryota, Metazoa, Chordata, Actinopteri, Salmoniformes, Salmonidae.